AGCGCGUGCAUCGCAGGCCGGCCGAAGGUAACACCCGUCCCCAUAGAUACAGGCUCCUACGGCGAGAAGCGGCUGCUCGAGCACCCCGGCGGACCGGUUACUGUGUCCGGGGCGAUGACAGCUUCGCGAUGAAGCAGCCAUUGCUCGGGCUUCCCGUUUUCCUCGACGGCGCCGCACUCCCGGCUGGUUGGCAGUCGGAUUUGGUAUUAUUGGAUUAACGAGCAUCAAGCUUUCAGCCCAGCAGGGCCGCCGAGGAGCUUCGUCUCGCCGCGGACAGGGAGGAGUCUCCCCGUUAUAAGGCCCCACCGCCGGCAUGGCGGCGCUUUAACAACGCCAACACACCUGUCUGAAGAGCCGAGGCUGCGGAGCAGGACGCAGAUGUGCUCUUAGAGGAUGGAUGUGAGUGCUGGCAGGGACGGCACCUGGAGGAGGAGAACAGCAGCAUCAGCAGCAGCAGCAGCAGCUGAGGAGGAUGAGGAGGAGGAUGGAGGAGGCGUGGAGGCCCAGGUCGUACCACUGGAGCUCUACGACUGUGCACGGGCCAAAAUAGAAGCCAAUCUGCGCUGGUUGUUUGCCAAAGCCUACGGCCGAGAUCACAUCCCUUCGGAUCUUCGCGACCCAUUCUACACUGACCAGUAUGAGCAGGAGCACAUCAAGCCGCUGGUCAUCCACCUGCUGCUCUCUGGAGAGCUCUACAGCCGAGUGUGCGCGCUCAUCCUUCCCGCCGAGCAGGCCGCCUCCCUCCAAAGCCACCAGUCUGUCAUCCAGGCGCUGUCCAGAAAGGGCAUCUAUGUCCUGGAGGCCAGCAAAACACCAGUGUCUGACCUGGAUCUCAGCUCCUCCCCCAUCAAAAUGAGUGCCCACAUCCACCUCAUCGAUGCUCUGAUGAUGGCCUACACAGCGGAAAUGAUCAGCGUAGAGAAGGUGGUGUCCUGUGUCAAACGCUUCUCAAACGUCAGUGCCUCCAAGGAGCUUCCUUAUGACCUGGAAGAUGCUAUGAUCCUCUGGAUUAACAAGGUUAACAUAAAGAUGAGGGAGCUGACCGAAAAAGAGUGCAAACUGAAGCAGCACCUCAUGGAGUCACCGGGCCACCACAAGUCUCCCUCCAAGUGGUACUGGAAGCUUGUACCUGUGCGGUACCGCCGAGAUCACCUCUCGGGUCGCACUCUUCAGCACUUCCCCUUGUUGGAAGACAUAUCCAAGGAUGUGAGUGACGGCACAGCCCUGCUCGCUGUGAUCCACUUCUAUUGCCCGGAGCUUAUUAGACUUGAAGAUAUCUGCCUGAAGGAAGUUCCCUCCAUAACAGACAGCUUCUACAACAUCCAGCUGCUGAAAGAGUUUUCUAAUGAGUAUCUGAACCAGUGCUUCUAUCUGAACCCGGAGGAUCUCCUCUACUCUCCACCUGUACUCAAGUAUAAUGUUAUGGUCUUUAUUGCUGAGCUUUUCUGGUGGUUUGAGAAUGUGAAGCCAGACUUUGUGCAUCCCAGAGACCUUCAGGAAAUCAAAGAUGUGAGAGUGCUGCUGCAGCCCAAAAAUUCUCGGUCCUAUGUAACCAUCUCAAAUGUCACCAAACAAAGCUUCCUGCCUUCAUCAAACUCAGCUGACAUCUUGAUCACAACCCCCAGCAAUGACCCAAGCCCUAAAUCAACGCCUAGCCCAUCUCACUCCUCACUGCCCCCAAGACAGAGACAAGGGAACCUGGUUGAGAAGAGCCCUUCAGAUUUGAGAAAUAGGUCAAACUCUAUGGCGCGAACAGACGGACAACGUCAGGACUCCAUGCUGGCGUGGCCAGACAGAAGGGCGAGACCUUUGUCUCAGCCAGUGCCGUAUGCCGUGCAUUUUGCCAAGGAGGAUAACGCGGACAGCAUCAGCCUCGCUCGCUCCAUCAGCAAGGACAGCCUCGCCUCCAACAUCAUGAGCAUCACCCCGAAACACAUGCUGGGAUCCGGCCUGCCUCAGCACAGACUCAGCGGCCAAAGCCUGCUCAGUCACAUGCGCAUAGAGGACGAGGAGGAGGAAAUCGAGGAGGAGGAACUGGUCGCUGUCAUUCACCCAUCCGCUUUUUCUCGCCAUCGCAUCGGAAGCGACAUGGAGCAGGACGAGCUGGAGGCGCAGAGUGGAACGUCCACCGGCAGGGUUCCCGACAGCUCUCGUGUUUUCCAUCAGGACGCGAGCCCCUUUGCUCCCGACCACCAGGCGGACAGCUACUAUCUGGAGCCCUUGACGCCAACCGUCCCUAAGCCGGCCAAGGAGAAGGGUAUAUCUGUGAACAAGCGGGAGGAAAGCGGGGAGAGUCGCAGCCCUGCAGCAGGAACCGUCAAAACGAAAACUACCAACAUCCCAAACUCCUCAAAAAGGAAGUUACCAGUGGUUGACUCAGUGCGAGGUCCUCCCAGGCCCCCCGCGGAGGGGUCAGUUGCCAGCUCCCAGUCUCCAGGCUUUUUUCUCCACUUGUCAUCGCAACCAGAAAAGCGCAGUCCCCUCGCCACGGCGACGGAAGCGGGCCAAGACUCCGACUCUGACAUCGCAGACCUCGAGGAAGACGACGAGGACGACGAUCAGACGGAGCUGGAGAAGGCGCUGAGGGGGAGUCGUUCAGACGACGGCUCCAUGGCCGACUCCGGAGACGGAGAAGUCGAGUCGGCCAAGCUUAGAGAGGACUUGAAGGUGAGCGAGCACGAGGACAAGGAGGACGUGAGUGGGCGUUCGAGCCCUUGUCCCAGCACCGUGUCGUGGGCGAGCAGCUGCAGCGCCUCGGGUAGCGCGGGGGUCAAGAUGACCAGCUUUGCGGAGCGAAAGCUGCUUAAGCUCGGCCUUCGUGACGGAUACUCGAGUACAAGCAGCUCCCAAAAGACGACCCCGGAUGGAUCUGAGAUCCCCCCUCCGUGGCAGGCGAAGGAGCCCAGCGCCGUCUUGGGGAAGAAUAUCAUCAGUCCCGCUGUGCCUUCAGAGCUGCUUCAGAUUCACAUGCAGCUGGAGGAGCAGAGGCGUGCAAUUGAGUACCAGAAGAAGAAGAUGGAAGCCCUGUCAGCGAAGCAGAGGCUAAAGCUCGGGAAGGCGGCCUUUUUGAACAUCGUCAAGAAGGGUGGGGGGAGGAGCGACACGCUCCCUUUACCUCUGAAACACUCCCGGGAAUCUCCCGGCUCCGCGGCUUCUGAGAGGCGCAAGGCAAAGGUCCAGUCUUGUAAAGACGAUUUGUGUCUGGAUGCUCUGAAAAGCCAAGCCGAAGGAGGGCGAAUGAACAGAGACAACAGCUGGAGCUCCCUCUCCCAGGACAACAGCCCUGAUACAGAUUACAACGAAUGCUCCCGCUCCAUAGACCUGCUCAAUCAAGCCAUUAGCACCAUCCAGCAACAGAUGACGCAGCUGUCCAUGCAGCAGGAUCUUCUGAUGAAGCAGAGUGUGGCCUCGCCGCCAGAGCCUGCACAAACGGACAAAAGCACAGACUCCGGGCCUGACCCCAGUACAGCCCAAACAGAAUCCUCUACCUCAGACGGCCGGUCCUUUGCUGUUCACUUCGUAGAUAUCAGCGGCAGCAGUUCCAUGCCUUCUCGCCGCCCCCCCAAACUUAGCUCCGGCCAUCGAAGCAAAGCGGCAGAGCGCAAGCAAAGCAAAGAAAGCACCGGGUCGGCUUUAACCAGGUCCGCCGACCCCUUCCCAGACGGCGGCGCUGCUUCAAGGCAAUGUGACGACGGAGAACCGGAGGCAGCCAGUGCUGCUGGGGUCCUGAGCGUUCAGAGGAAAGCCACCUUCAGAGUGCAGGGAAACCCCGGGGAGGGAAGUGUGCACCUGUCAGGCAAAGUGAAUCCACAGAACCCGCCAGUCAUCUCGAAGACACCAGACUCAGAGCAAAAGGAGGAACAAGCUGGCAACUACAGCAAACAGAACGCCGACGAAAGCGCCAGGCUCAGGAGUCAGCUGAUCGAGGUGGACCUGUCAGAGGUCAGGGAUCCAGCGGAGGGUGACGGCGCCGAGAUCACAGACGGCACAGCCGAAGGCGAGCAGAAAGGCGUGAUAGGCUUCUUCUUCAAGGACGAUGAGAAGGCAGAAGACUAUAUGGAGAAACGCCGCGCUGCCUUCCUCCUCAAACAGCAGCGCAAAGCCGAGGAGGCGAGACUCCGGAAACAGCAGCAAGAGGCGGACAGCGAGAUCAAACGGGACGAGGCUCGGCGUAAGGCAGAGGAGGACCGUAUCCGUAAGGAGGAGGAGAAGGCCCGCCGAGAGCUCAUCAAACAGGAGUAUCUGCGGAGGAAGCAGGAGGCCCUCAUGGAGGAGCAGGGUCUGGUCAAGCCCCGCACCAGGACUAAACCCCGCAGGAGCAGACCCAAAUCAAUGCUGCGGGGAGAGUCCAGCAGCCUCCCUAAAGGGUCCACCACACGUGAUUCUCUGAAGGUGUCUAUGUUAAUCAAAAACCAGAGUUCAGGAGCAGCCUGCAGGGGAGCCGACCUGAGCUUUAGUCAUCGAGGGUCAACUCUGUCCCUGGCGACUGACGCAGACAGCGUAAUCUCUGGAGAGGCAGACUCAAACAGGGCUGCGUCUGUGUGCUCUGUGGAUUCCUUCCCCGUGCUGAGCAGGGCCUCCAGCAGGAACAUGGAGCGGGACUGGGAGAACGGCUCCAUAGCCUCGUCCAUCAUUUCCAUGGAGUACAGUGGUCCUAAACUCUUCAAGGAGCCGAGCUCCAAAUCCAACAAGCCAAUCAUCAUCAACGCCAUCGCCCAUUGCUGCCUGGCUGGAAAGGUUAACGAGGCCCAGAAGAACGUUAUCCUUGAGGAGCUGGACAAGUGCGAAUCCAACCACCUGUUCAUCCUCUUCCGCGACGGCGGGUGCCAGUUCCGCGCCGUUUACACGUACUCACCAGACACCGAGGUCAUCGUCAAGUACACGGGCACGGGCCCGCGCGCCAUCACCCCAAAGAUGAUCGACAAGCUGUACAAGUACAACUCGGACCGCAAGCAGUUCACCGUGAUCCCCGCCAAGACCGUGUCCGUCAGCGUGGACGCCCUGACCAUCCACAACCAGCUGUGGCAGAUCAGGAGACCCGGCAGCGCCCGGAAAAAAUGAGCAGGACAUACACGCGGUGCCGUCUGGGUUUAUUAAGCUACAGUUGGGCAGGACCCAAAAAAAAAAAAAAGCUCGGACAAGACUGAUGGGAUUAGCGAGAACGUUGCAGGGUCUGUGACACACCUACCCCCUCACCGUACUCUGGUAUUUUCAUUUUCUUACCCUUUUUAACAUGCAUGCCACACUUUGGUAUUUUAAUUUGAUCAUAACCCGAAGCCACCAAGUCUGACCCCCGCUGAAUCUCCCGAUGCUACUGACACAAAGUGCAGCUUAAAACAGGCUGUGAUGAACCCAGUCUUUAAUUUAGCUUUGCGUAACAAAAAGCAAAAAAUAAAGCAAAAACUCGUGUCUACUGAGAUUCCUCCACACCGCACAUACAGAAACUGCAUCUGCUACUGGUACUUGCUUUUUAUAAAGAAGGAGCUUUGAAAAUACUUUGAGUGUACGUAUGGAAUAAUGUGUUAAUAGUGUUCGUCUAGUUUAGUGUGACUGCAGAUGUGAAUGAUUGUGUGGGUUAGGGUCCAAACAUUUCUCUGAAGAUUAUGCUUUAAAUCUUAAUUUAUUAGGUUUUUUUUUUCAAUUUUGUAUCUGUAGUCACAAGAAGGAACAGGACCAGGAAUAUUGGUGUUACAGAAAGGGAAAUAUUCUAAUCAUCCUACACAUAAACCAUUUUAUUUUGUUUUUUUGGCUACAUUAAAUGAUACCAUCUGUGUGUGAUAAUUCAUUAACCGAUAACCCAUUAAUCAAAAACAAACAAAAAAAAAAAACUACAUUAUAUCGCCAAGCUGUUUGCUGCUCACCUUUUGUCGUCUGGUCAGAUGUAAAUGUUUGAUGCCGCCUCUGUGGCACAGCUAACGACCAGUUGUCAGUGUUGGUAUACCGUUUGGAAAAAUCUGCACUAUACUUGAUAUAUUUGUUUGCUGCAUUUUGUACAUUUUUGAACAGUAUUUUCUGUACAUUAUGUACAAGUUCUGUUUACUAAAAAAAAAAAAAGUAGGCACUAUUUUAAAGGUUAUGUUAAAGAGAUGUUCUGUCUGAUUUCAGUUUAUAUAUUUUAUGUUUAUUUAUUUUGAAGAGAUAUAAAUAAAGUGCAACGAUGGGCAUUUUUCUUGCUAAA
This is a messenger RNA of Fundulus heteroclitus (mummichog), 6178 nucleotides long. RefSeq names its product calmodulin regulated spectrin-associated protein 1a (gene camsap1a). Gene Ontology annotation, cellular component: microtubule minus-end. Bases 394 to 5061 code for a protein of 1555 amino acids. The transcript is spliced from 20 exons. The record is from RefSeq and is a predicted model, not a curated record. Gene Ontology annotation, molecular function: calmodulin binding; microtubule minus-end binding; spectrin binding. Gene Ontology annotation, biological process: cytoplasmic microtubule organization; neuron projection development; negative regulation of microtubule depolymerization. NCBI's taxonomy places the organism in Eukaryota, Metazoa, Chordata, Actinopteri, Cyprinodontiformes, Fundulidae.